This is a messenger RNA of Sardina pilchardus (European sardine), 4396 nucleotides long. RefSeq names its product RAS guanyl-releasing protein 2-like. NCBI's taxonomy places the organism in Eukaryota, Metazoa, Chordata, Actinopteri, Clupeiformes, Clupeidae. The record is from RefSeq and is a predicted model, not a curated record. Gene Ontology annotation, cellular component: plasma membrane. Gene Ontology annotation, biological process: positive regulation of GTPase activity; Ras protein signal transduction. Gene Ontology annotation, molecular function: calcium ion binding; guanyl-nucleotide exchange factor activity. The transcript has 17 exons. The coding region runs from base 881 to 2683 and encodes 600 amino acids.
AAGUGUUGCACACGCAGAAAGCCGCCAAGUUCAACCAAACACACCGGUUCAUUUUUUCUCUGCUCUCUGUGGCCGGUUGCCGUCGGUUGGAGUCGCUGUCAGUGUGAGCAGAUGUACCUCAUCAACUCGGGGCGCGGGAACAGCUGCAGCGGAUUGUGUCUCUCUGUUUUUUUCCUCCUCUCCUCGAAGCUAUGCAGCGACGCUACGCGGAGGUGCCUCCUAUAGGCGGGACUGGGAGGUUGUGUGCUGAGCGGUUCGCUAGCUGUCUAGUCUACCCGUAGUGUGUGUCACUGCGGCGGUUCUGGCAAACCGACUCUUGACUUCAGCGACUGGUGGUCCAGUUUUGAGUUGUAAUUAACUCUUUCUGGAAGUGACACUCUCGGUGCGCCGUCAGCUUUGUAUUCAUUUUGCGUUCCACCCUCACACCCACCGCAUGAGUGUGUGGAUUUCAGAUCGAGCUGUUCUGUUCUGCUGUCUCGCGCUGUGAUGGAUGCGGGUGCAUGCCACUUGUGGCGCGCGCGCGUGUGUGUGUUAAUGUGAGGCUUUUAGGUUCUAACGCACAGGACCGCAGCAGCAAGGGGCCAGACACCUCUCGGACAACACUUCAAUCUCCACUCCGAGCCCUCGUCCACAGCGGACCGCCACCGGUGCAAGGAGCCGAAGAGCCCCGAGCGUCCCAAAGUUUGAAGGGGGAGUGUGCUGUGCGGCUCUUGGCUACGCUACGCUACGCUACGCUAAGCUACGCUAAGCUACGUUCUGUGUGGCGGUGCGGUGCGGUGCGGUGAGGUGGUGGACCUAUUUUGGGAGAUUGAAGACUGGCACGGCACGGAGUCGAGAAGAGGAAGAGGAAGAAGAGGAAGUGAACGGAGAGAGAGACAAGAUGGAGUCUGUGGCGCAGGAACCGCAGGAGCAGCCACCCACCGUCGACGAGCUGGUGGACGCCUGCAUCCAGGCCUUUGAUGAGGAGGGGGCAGUGAAGGACUCAUCGGUGGUGCGCAUGUUUCUGAUGAUGCAUCCGUGGUAUCUGCCCUCCACGGACCUGGCCAAGAAACUGCUGCUCAAAUCGCAGGAGGAGGGAUGCACAGACGACGUGAGGUCCCAGAUAUGCCAUCUCGUCAAGUACUGGAUAGCUGAGUUUCCAGUGGAGUUUAAUCUGAACCAUGAACUGGCUGAUCAGAUCAAAGACCUCAGAGAGCUUCUUAGCACUGAGGGGAACGAACAGCAGAGCCAGCUCAUCGAUGUGGAGAGUGUGCCCUCGUACAAGUGGAAGCGGCAGGUGACCCAGCGCGUGCCGUCCCUGUCCAAGAAGAGGAAGAUGUCCCUCCUCUUCGACCACCUGGACUCCUGCGAGCUGGCCGACCACCUGACCUACCUGGAGUACAAGUCCUUCUGCAAGAUACUGUUCCAGGACUACCACAGCUUUGUGAUGCACGGCUGCACGGUGGACAACCCCAUCCUGGAGCGCUUCAUCACCCUGUUCAACAGCGUGUCCCAGUGGAUCCAGCUGAUGGUGCUCAGCAAGCCCACCGCCCCGCAGAGGGCCGCCGUCAUCUCCAGCUUCAUCCACGUGGCACAGAAACUGCUGCAGCUGCAGAACUUUAACACGCUGAUGGCUGUGGUGGGAGGCCUGAGCAACAGCUCCAUCUCCAGGCUCAAGGACACACAAUCGCACAUCAGCAACGACACCAACAAGAUCUUCAAUAGCCUGAUCGAGCUGGUGUCCUCGUGCGGGAACUACAGCCAGUACCGCAGGAGGUUCUCCGAGUGUUCUGGUUUCCGGUUCCCCAUCCUGGGCGUGCACCUGAAGGACCUGAUCGCGGUGCACGUGGCGCUGCCUGACUGGGCGGACCGGGACAAGAGCCGGGUCAACCUGACCAAGACCCAGCAGCUGUACAGCAUCCUGCAGGAGCUGGCCCUCGUGCAGACCACACCGCCCUCCAUGGAGGCCAACACCGACCUGCUCAACCUGCUCACGGUGUCUCUUGACCAGUACCACACAGAGGAGGAGAUCUACCAGAUGUCUCUCCAGCGAGAGCCUCGUAAAGGCUCGAGCUCCACUCCGACGGCCAACCCUGCACCGAAGCCCUCGAUGAUUGAUGAGUGGGCGAUGUCGGUGAAGCCCAAGGCGGACCCCGCCAUCAUCACCAAGCACAUCGAGAAGAUGGUGGAGUCCGUGUUCAAGAACUUCGACACGGACGGAGACGGCUACAUCUCCCAGGAGGAGUUUGAGAUCAUCAGGAAUAAUUUCCCGUACUUGAGCAAGUUUGGAGAGCUCGACAAGAACCAGGAUGGAAAGAUCAGCCGAGAGGAGAUGAUUGAUUACUUCAUGAAAGCCAGCUCUCUGCUCAACUGUAAGAUGGGCUUCAUCCACAGCUUCACAGAGACCACCUACGUCAAGCCCACCUUCUGUGAGCACUGCGCCGGCUUUAUAUGGGGUUUCUAUAAACAAGGCUACAAGUGCAAAGUGUGUGGGGUGAACUGCCAUAAGGCGUGUCGUGGGCGUCUGGCGGUAGAGUGCCGUAAGAGAACCAAGAGCAUCAGCCACGAGACACCACCCGCUCUACAGGCCCGGUCAUACAGCUUCCCCCCGCCCUCUAAUGCACCAGCUAACCUGCAGCAUACAGUUAUCGCUGAGGAGGAUAUUGAGGCAGUGGAGGAGGGCGUGUUUGAUGUCCAUCUAUAACCAAAAAUAUAGCUGUGGCUUUCUGCCCAGAAUAUGAAGGGAACAAUCACAUAACCUAAGACAGAAAGAACUUUUACAUAAUUCAACCUGCCAGAAGCUUUGCUGAGGCUAGUUUGGAAACACUUUGGUGCUUCUAGGCAGGGAGGUGUCAACUGUUAUGCGAGCUGACACCCUUUGGCCUACUGACAAGCGAGUACAGCAGCCAGUUAGCACGCUAUCCCCACCCAGCAAAAGCAUUUAGCAUAUUAGGCUAGCAGUGUGCUACGUUUCUGAUGACUCAGCAUGGAGAUGUACCUGCUAGCCCGCGACUCUUCCUUAUGAUAGGAGUUGGAGACAGCCACCACUAUUUAGCCUGAUAGCUGGAGGGAGGAAGUCUACUGAGAGUGCCCAUAAACACUUGUGCAUCGCCCUCUGGUGGACAGCGACUGAAACUACACAUGGACUUCCUCUUUCUCCAGUUAAGCUGGUAGAUUUCCCCCUCUGGAAUGUGAAAAUGAAUGCAUUUGUAUUUGUAAUAUCAGUACCUUUGUGUUAAAAUGUGUUUAAAUUUGUGGACAGAUUCUGUAUUGCUGUGAAUGUUAUUUGCUGUUUUUCUGUUUAUCACUUUAAACCCUAACUAUCCAGACCAAAAUGCUAUCAGUCUACCAGUGGGAAAGGCUCUCUUUUUUAGUCACAGGAAGUUGUGUAACUUUGUGUGCUAUUUUCAGUACAGUUUUUUUGGAAUAUUCUCCAAGACUCAAAUGGUGCUGUGUGUCUUUGUGCCAAGAAUGUGUUGGGGAUGAACCUGACUCAGAUCUAUUUAAGCUUUCUCUGUGUGUGUGUGUGUGUGUGUGUGUGUGUUCUGUAUGAGAAUGUAUUUGGGAUGAAUGUGACUCUUUGAUCUAUUCCAGCUCUUGUGGACGAGUUAGUCGACAUUUUGUGGACCGUGAAUAUGAUGGCUUUCAAGGGAAAGUGUGUGUGUGUGUGUGUGUGUGUGUGUGUGUGUGUGUGUGUGUGUGUGUGUGUGUGUGUGUGUGUGUGUGUGUGUGUGUGUGUGUGUGUGUGUGUGUGAGCAUUGUUUGUGUCUAUGGUUGUGCGUGCGUGCGUGUGUGUCUAUGGUUGUGCGUGUGUGUGUGUGUGUGUGUGUGUGUGUGUGUGUGUGUCUGUGUGUGUGUGUGUGCGUGGUGUUUGUGUGUGUGUGUGUGCAGCACCAGUCCUCUGUACAUACAUCCCCAAUGCAGUAGCAUCAGAAAACAAACAAACAAAAAUACUCUCUGCAAUCUCAACAUAUUUUAAAUAUUUGCCAGCUUAACAAUGUUAUAAUUAAUAACAUGAGUUAUUCGUUUGUGCUGUGCUAUUUGGUUUAUUAUGAUGGAAUUUUAAAAUCUGAAAUGAAAUAUGUCAGGCUACAAGUUACCUGUGUUUUUAUUCCAAAUAUUGAAUAUUGUUCUGAGAAUUUGAACUAUUCUAUCCUGUUUUUGUAGUACAAGUACCUGUUACAAUGCAUGUACUGGUUACAUUUUCUCUACAGUAUCUGGUGUGCACUGAUGUUUAUUUUGCCAAAUAUAUUUUGUACAUAUGAUCAUGUAUUUGUUAAAGGGAAUGGUUGUGAUUAGACAAUAUGUCAGCAUUUUUCUUUCUCUCAGAAUGUUCUGUACAGUACUGCUCACAUAUCACUGCUAUAUUAUUAUAUACUGUUGUAAACACAUCGAAUAAACACAUUCAGAGCGUUGA